ACAACGAAGGCGAUGAUGGGCCUAGGCCUAAUGACGGAGAACAACCGAAGGAUGAAGAUGGGAUAUCUCCAGAAACUUUUCGCAAAAGACUGACGGGGAACCUAAGUGUAGAUCAAUGGUGAGUGGUUUUUGUUUUCGCUGUUUUUUAAAUAGUUCAAAUUAUCCAACCUUUCAUGUCGGUACAACGAUACAACUGCAGCUCUUUUUUAGGUGUGUGUGCAGCAAAUGCUCAGCAGCGAACUUGGAAAGUGCCAGAGAGUACCGUUGCUGCCAUGAAGUGGCACCUGCUUAUGGAAAAGUCGUUUUUAACCGCCAGUCGUUUUAACGGUAAAUAAAGUGUGUGACCCUUCAUGAAGACUACAGGGCUUUUACAAAUUUAAAUGUCCUUAGAAACGUUGGUCCAUUGCUUUGGAAAAAGGAUGGAAAGCCCUACAAGAAAAGGGCAAAUGUAACAGAAAAUGAGUAUCUUCGUGCAGUUUCUUAUCGCUGGUUAGCACGCUGGAUAUUUGGAUACAUGGGAUGGGACAAUACACGGCCUCUGCCUGCAUGCAUUUAUCAUAACGUCCGUGAAAAGCCAGAAGAUUGGAUAUAAAAUGCAGAAGAACGUAACUAAUAACAUAGAUUAUCUUUAUACAAUUAGCUUUUGUUAUAUUUAAUUUCAUGCAAGUGUAUAUAAUUCUUUAAGUCAUUCUUUGCAUAAAGUCUUUGCAUAAAUUCUUUGCAUCAACUUUAAAUGAAAAGGCAAAU
Messenger RNA from Rhopilema esculentum, 747 nucleotides. Lineage: Eukaryota; Metazoa; Cnidaria; Scyphozoa; Rhizostomeae; Rhizostomatidae. The record is from RefSeq and is a predicted model, not a curated record.